Acytostelium subglobosum LB1 is the source of this 315-nucleotide messenger RNA. RefSeq lists its product as hypothetical. Lineage: Eukaryota; Evosea; Eumycetozoa; Acytosteliales; Acytosteliaceae. The coding region runs from base 1 to 315 and encodes 104 amino acids. The transcript is spliced from 2 exons. The record is from RefSeq and is a predicted model, not a curated record.
AUGGGAGCGGAGUCUUUCUUCGCAAGGUAUGGCCCGAUCAAUGAUCGUGCGCCACCCUCAUCGCAGUCAUCAUACGACGUGCGUAUCUUCUACCCUGGCGCAGCGCUGCUGCCAGAGGACUACAUGAAAGGUCUGCGCUUGCACAUGCGUGAUAGCAGUGCACUCCGUGGCUUGACCGUUGAAGGUAAAGCCUACUCUUCUGCAGAACUCAGCAAGCUUGUCGAGCACUUCCGCAGCAACGCUUGCACCCUCACUGGCGCCUCGUCACCUGUCAGCGCCCGCCUGUUUGUGCCAUCCACCACUUCGUCGAGAUGA